CACAGGCCGGCGUGGUGAUUGGACUGCUUAUAGAAAGACCAUCCUGGACAGCUGGGGCCCCCAGCUUAACUUCCGCACUGAAGAACGCCGCUCUCUCUCUCUCUGGUUCUCUGACGUUCGAAACAAAGGAAGUUAUCCAAAUACCGGGACAAGAGCCAAGCAGACAGGAGCAAAGUAUGUCCGCAGAGAGAAAAGCUUCUUUAAGAAAAAAUAAAGUCGACUCUACCAGACCAUCCAUGUCCCGGAGUCUCUGAAAGGCUGAGCUGUGUGAUUCUGCCCAGGAGUCUACCGGUGCAGCUCAGCAGUCUCUGCUUGGUGAGCGAAGAACUUCGUUCUCGAAUCGGAACUCCAGUUCAACCCGCGCCCGGCUAAAAGACGACAUUACCCUGCAGGCGCUCUCGUCGCAACCGUUGAAGCGAAAAGAAGUGUCUCCUCGUUGUGGCGAAGGCAAGAUAAUAGUCGACUGCAAACGUGGAGAUGAAUGGACUCAACAGCCCUGGUGGCCCCAAGAGCCGCCCAGGCCUGUCGGACAUGGCCACGUACCAGCAGUGGCUUGCCAGCCGUCACGAAGCCACCCUCAUCCCCAUGAAGGAGGACCUCGCCAUGUGGCUCACCGAGAUUCUGGGUACGGAAAUCCGCGCAGAGACAUUCAUGGAGCAGAUUGACAAUGGCGUCCUUCUCUGCCGCCUUGGGAGCAUCCUGCAGGCAAAGGCUAAGGAGAACAACUAUGCAGACAAUGUCACUAAGCGCUUUCCACGGCGGAAGAUCCCCUGCAGAGCCAACGCCCCUGCUGGGACCUUCUUUGCACGGGACAACACGGCCAAUUUUCUCGCUUGGUGCCGAGAGGCUGGCGUCGAUGAAUCCUGCAUGUUCGAGUCCGAAGGGCUUGUGCUACACAAGCAACCUCGCGAGGUUUGCCUUUGUCUUCUCGAGUUGGGACGCAUCGCCGCCAGGUUCGGCAUCGAGCCUCCGGGGCUCAUCAAGCUGGAGAAGGAGAUCGAACAGGAGGAGGCCCGGGCGAACGCCCGCUCGUCAUCCGGCUCGUCGGCCUACUCUGCAUCGCCGGCGUCGCCGUGCACCUCGUGCCCGCCAUCGCCCUCUUCCUCCUCUUCCGCAACGUUGGUGGUGGCAGCCUCUUCCAGCACACCCACCACACCGCGGGCUCCCAAGGAGAAGAAGCAAGUGCGGGACAAGGUCCUGGAAUCGGCCAUCAAGCGGAUAUCAGAGAAGCUUCCGUGUCAGUGCCAGGCAAGCUUCCAGGUGGAAUAUUAUUCCGAUGGAAGAUACCGGUUCGGGGACAAGAUCGUCUUCGUCAGGAUGCUGCACAACAAACACGUGAUGGUGCGUGUGGGCGGAGGCUGGGAGACCUUUGAGGGCUACCUUCUCAAGCACGACCCCUGCCGAAUGCUGCACAUAUCACGCGUCGACGGCCGCAUCUCCGGCCUGCCCGUGCCCGCGUGUGCGCCCUCCUCCCCGGCGACAUCCAGCUGCCAGUCCCCCCUGCCUGCCCCUCACUCCCCGGCAAAACCCAACGGCUACCUGAUUUCCACCGGCAGCUACAAAAGCCGCAAGCAGGUGGCGAGUUAGGCAGGGCCGUACGGAGCGAGAUGUAUGUAUGUUGAACUCCUUUCGCACCCGUACGUAGCCGGCCGUGCUAAUUGGAGGUGCUGGGGAAGGACGACAAACUACAACACAAAGCGGUUCUAAAGCAAUUAGUUUUCAAUCUAGAAGUGGGAUGGUCUCAAACUGUCUCGUCACAAAUGGUUCGUCCGGAUGGGCUGACUGCAGGGUGAUGCCCUGGAUUUGGUGAACUCCAUGGACUGCCAAGACAACUGUGUUACAAAUACUGUUUUUUUUUAAUUGCUGAUUGGUUAGAAUCGCUGAGAAGCUGUUUAUGGGCAAGUGGUGUGGGACGCAUGAUGUGUUGGCAGUUGGUGCUUAUAUAUUUUAGAAAAUCUGCUGUCCAGAGCGGAGCUAAUGGGGCAUGUUCAGCCAUUUGUAUUUUGAACUUUUGCGGGCUUCAAGUAUUGUAAAAAAUAUAUAGUUCUGAAUGGGGUCAUUAGGAGAAGCUUGCUUGUAUGAUAUAAACCUUUUUGGACCAUUCACUCAAGGCCAGAGCCAUCUGAAUGCAAUCGGUGAAAAGUGAAGCAAUGUGUACAUGAUAGUCUGAAUGAAUGCAUUAUACGUAAUGUUUCCCUUAGUUUCUGUUUCUUAUGACCAAACUUGUUUUAGUCUUAGUUGCGAUUACUUGCUAGAUUUUACGGUUAUUCUUGCCAGCAAGAAACAAUUGUGAACGUGUUUUUUUUUGCUGUUCAUGCCAUUAGCUCUCAGUAACGGCAUAUGAGCAGCCCCAUUGCAUACCUGUAGUGAUAGUGUAUGCAUUUCCAUAUUGAAAAAACAAUGACAGUUUGUUCUUUACAUUUAUUUUCAGGUUUUUGAAAAUGAUUUGACUAUCUUUUAAUAGCAUACAAAAUCCACUUGUUUUCCCGUGGGAAUAGCUGAAAAUUAGUAACUUAAAAUGACAUGUUCUUGAAUGCCUCAUUGUUCAGUUGUGUUCAUUGUUUGGUGAACACCAGUGCCUUCACCUUUAUACAGGUUAUCCUGACUCACAGUGAUUUUAUACACACCAAUGAAAGUGCAGUACCAAACGGUUUUUUUCAGUUUCUUUUUUUUCUCCCGUUUAUGUAUUCUAAGGAGCAAUAUUUCUCAGUGCACGAAUUGAUGUGCCUCAUUAGAUUUUACUUUUUAACUGGUAAUUAUACGCAAUGCUCAAGCUGUCUUCUAUAUAAUACAUCAGUGCCUUCACGUUGUAAAGCUAGAUUAUGUUUCAAAUGUGUGUUUGGGCAUAUAGCUGUGUGUCAAGUCACAAGGUUUACUGUAGCAGUUCACAAAAUAUUUCUUUAGUUUUGUUUUGUUCAAAUCAUAAACACUAGCUACAACCCUAGAGCAUCUUCAGUUAAUUAGAAUGCUCUGAUCAUCUGCAUCUCUAACCGCUGUAAUUAGGUAUUAUGCCAAAUGAAAUAUCACGAUUCAUUGUAAUGUACUGGCACCACGCUAAAAAUCACAAAUUCAACGAUUUUCUCGAGCAGUGCCUUUUCAAAAAUAUAUAUCUCUGCAAAUGCAGUCGUUUACUCUUUCCUGUGACCAGAUCACCCAAAAUGUGCCUGUUCUCAGAAACGAAGCUGGAGUUGAGUCUACAAAGUUCUUGAAUGGGCAACCUCCAUGUAAAAAAGUACGUGCCAGGCUGUGGGGUUACGUGGUGGGCAGCAGUGGGCAGGGCAGCAUAAUCCAUUGUUGCACUGAACUUUCUGCGUGCCGCAACUUCACAUCCCCACACUGACCAGCAUGGUGAAGCACGGUCAAAUAACCUCCCAGACCCACAUGGGAUAGGGAGGUCCUCAUCCAGCAGUGGAUCGACGAAAGGGCGAUACAAUGGACACACUCUUACAGCAACUUAAAUUAUGACAAUACCACGUUCUCCUUUAUUAUUCAUGAAAUUGCAAUGCGAAUAUUAUUUCGAAGCAAAACAUACUUUAAAUGGUGUGAAACACGUAAGGGGCAAUGCUUUAUUCUCGUAAAAAAUAUCAACUGAUAUUUACAUUUUGGACCUUUUUUAUUAUUUGGUUUUGACAAACACUACAGUUUCGAUUUAAAGCUUUCAUGACUGCAGGGAUUCAUAUUCUUGGUUCUUUCGGUAAAGUCACGUAGAAGGGAAAUAAUACAAAUCAAAUUCUCAUUUUUAUUUUAUUGCUUAAAUUUUUUUACUUUAUUAUUUCCCUUCUACGUCACUUUACCGAAAGAACCAAUAAUAUGAAACACUACAGUAUUCUACUUCGCAUGAUAAAGAGCCCGGUCGCCUCCCUGCUUGUGUAACCUUUAAAACGCUUUUGGUUGGAGCAGCUCUGAAAUAUAUUGUACGAUGCACUUUAGAUUUGUAAGACAUUUCCACAAUACAACUUUAUGGAUUCUCGA
This is a messenger RNA of Lethenteron reissneri (Far Eastern brook lamprey), 3972 nucleotides long. RefSeq names its product growth arrest specific 2 (gene GAS2). The record is from RefSeq and is a predicted model, not a curated record. Gene Ontology annotation, biological process: actin crosslink formation. Gene Ontology annotation, molecular function: actin filament binding; cytoskeletal adaptor activity; microtubule binding. Lineage: Eukaryota; Metazoa; Chordata; Hyperoartia; Petromyzontiformes; Petromyzontidae. Gene Ontology annotation, cellular component: actin filament.